CCUUCACCCGCACCUGCCCGCAGCUCCCGGGGCCGCAGGUGCGGACGACAGCCGAAUUCCACGCCCCGCGGAGACCCGCCGGCUCUGGGAGGUGAAGGGAACGUGCGGUCUCGUGCCGCUGCCGGGCCGGCGCCCCAGAUUGAGCUUUAUUAACCAAGAAGCAUGGAGGUCAUUCACGGCAGGCCCUACUGUUGCAGGGAGCUUGAUGGAUCUGAUACACUGUCAGACACCUUUUACUCUAAUGAAGUACACACUCCACUAGAAACAACUACUCGCCCAACUGCCUCCCGAGACAGAUAUCGUGAAUUAAGGGAGUCUCUCAAACGAUGUAGGCUUUCUUGGGGCACCGAAAGGGAAUAUGGCAGGAUGAUGCCUAUUUCACUCCCUGAAGAGCACAGACCAAAAUGUGAACCUCCUCCUGCCAUGAGCAAAGGACAUCAGCAUUACGGAUUUGGUGGAGAAAACUGGCCGAGAAAGCUUCCUGUUGAACAAUUUUAUUAUUUGACACAGAACAAAAAAAGUGGCCUCUAUGGAAAUGAUUCUUUGCUGCCCAAACCACCUAAUUCAACAGUAGAAGAAAUAUGUUCCCUGUAUCCAAUUGAACACCCCUAUCACACACACAUCUCCCGUGGUGCCAUGUUCCCGACCUUCACAUCACCUAAGGAGCUGUACACUGGCAUUAAAGCCCGAAGCCAUCAGCCAUUUCCUCCCACUGUGCCAACAAAGGCUUAUGAUACAACGGUUUUGAAGACAAGAGGUAACCCUUACAGAUAUGAACUGCUUGAUUUUCCCAUGGACUCAAAGAAGAGAGCCUUGACUUGGCCAGGUCAGGGUGUCUAUUAUGACUUCCCUAAAUAUGUUGGGAAAAACAAGCCAGUUUUCUACCCCAAGCCUCCUAAAACCUUCGCGCCUAACACUUCUUUAAAUUCGUGGGACCCUGUUAACUCUCUAAAAGAAGCCAACAUACAAAGAAAUCUUGAGAGGUCCCACUGGAUCACUUCAUACAAUAAUGACUUUACAGGUCACGGGCCCAUGAAUCCUCUUGAACUGGAUGAUUACCAUGAAAAGGAGGUAGCAGAGCUAACUGGACAGAUAGGAUUUGACCCAGAGCCUCAAGAAAAAUUCCAUCCUAUCUUAAAACCACCCAGACCCUUGGAAGGACGAAUUGCCCGAUUAAUUCAGAACCGACGUCCUCUGCAGGCUACUCUCCAGCAAAAAACACCUUCUUGUCCAGAUUGUACCCCUAGAGUUUUGUGUAAUUUUCAUACCUUUUUACCCAGUUCUACAGAAAUGAUGGCACUUAAAGAUAACACACUGGCGGGUGUGAUCGAUAAAAACCAGGCAAUGGAAGACAAGAUUAAGGAAGACCAACACUUGCUGUCUACCUAUGCACUCCCAUCUUCUUAUGAAACAAAAGAUCUGACUAACACUUAUGAUAUAAAAUCAUUUCCAAAAAUCACAGACACUAAAAAGACAGAAGAUUUGUACUGGAGACAGCUGUCACCAAAAUCCCAACCUAUAACGUACUGUAACCUAAACCAUUACCUCCAUUAUGACCAACUUAAAACUAGCGCACAUGAUCCGUAUGCUAUAUGUCAAAACCCUGUUAGACUUAGUAAGCCUAGUAUUUUACAAAAUAAACCAGUCUCAGAAGCUUUGGACUUAGAACACUUUUUAAAUGAACCAGAAGAACGACUGACCUUGAACAUGGAAAACAAUGAAGAAACAAGAUCUAUUCUGGAUUGGAUUCCUAGAGGUGGAGUGACCAAGCCACAGACUGACCUACUGGAGCUUAAGAACUCUUUUUCAAAAACCGGUGCACAAAAGCAGUUCUACAAAUCAAUUCUAGAAGACCAUAAAGAUCUCAGGGAUAAGGAUGAUUCAGGGAUGAAACACCAAUUCUAUGGCUAUAAUUCCUAUUAUUUCUAUCACUGAGACAAUCAUCCUUCCCUUCAAAACCCAGCCUCUUGCAAGAAAAAAUAUAACAGAAUUUCUUCCUUGUUGCUGGAUUCUCUUUUCUAGUAUGACCUUGUUUCUACAAUGGCCUUGUUAAUGAGGUUUAUGUUUUUGGGAAUUUAAGUUAAGAUAUGCUCAGUCAGAGAAAUCAGAAAAGGUGGUGAUCUGACUUCUGGAAAAGAUUAACAAUUUGGCAAUAAAAUACUAGUACCAGAAAAAUGUAUAGUCUUUAAUCCCAUUGUCUAGUUAUACGCUAAGUAAAUUUUCUGAAAUCAUGAGAAACAAAAUGUAAGACAAAUUUUAAAUCACUGAGGAAAGGUUGAAAACACUCUGCAUGUAUGCGGACCCAUGCAGUUAAAAAUCAUGUGUUGUUCAAGGGUCAAAUUGGGGUAAAAAAACAAUAAUUGGUGAAUGUCUAUCCAAACUACUAAAUAAAAAUA
Messenger RNA from Talpa occidentalis (Iberian mole), 2396 nucleotides. It is a transcript of the gene SPMIP4, whose product is annotated as chromosome unknown C7orf31 homolog. NCBI's taxonomy places the organism in Eukaryota, Metazoa, Chordata, Mammalia, Eulipotyphla, Talpidae. The transcript is spliced from 10 exons. Bases 163 to 1935 code for a protein of 590 amino acids. The record is from RefSeq and is a predicted model, not a curated record. Gene Ontology annotation, cellular component: centrosome.